CUUCAGCCUCUACAAUAAUAAUGAACAGUACAAUCACAUAUCCUGGUAGCAUAUCUCUAUGCGGCACCAAAACAACCAGAAACACAAAAAUGGCAAUUACAUUCUCUGUGACAGCCAUGUCCAGGCCGUCGGCUGGGAACGCGUACUCUACGAAAGUCGACAUUGGUGUUGUUGUUAAUGCUCCACCACCAGUACUGCCAUUGCUUGAGUUCUCUCCAGACUCAUUGCAAUAUGAACAAGGCAAGGUGGGAGCCGUGCCAGAUGGCAGUUUAUCAUCCGAGUCAUCAUCAGUUGGUGCAAUGGAGUACUUGACCGGCAUAUUGACAUCCAAGGUUUAUGAUGUGGCUGUGGAGUCGCCGUUGCAGCACGCGACAAAGCUGUCGGAGAGGCUAGAGACGGAUAUUUGGCUGAAGAGGGAGGAUGCCCAACCGGUUUUCUCCUUCAAACUUCGUGGAGCAUAUAACAUGAUGGCAAAGCUUUCAAAGGAACAACUUGCACAAGGUGUCAUAUGCUCUUCUGCCGGCAACCAUGCUCAAGGGGUCGCAUUAGCAGCCAAAACGCUAGGUUGCGAUGCAGUGAUCGUUAUGCCAGUUACUACACCCCGAAUCAAGUGGGAGUCGGUUAAGAGAUUGGGAGCAACAGUUGUUCUUGAGGGAGACUCGUACGAUGAAGCACAAACAUACGCCAAGAAAAGGGGUAUAAGUGAGAAACGCACCUUCAUUCCACCUUUUGAUCAUCCAGAUGUAAUCAUGGGUCAGGGAACUGUAGGGAUGGAGAUCAUGCGCCAACUGCAAGGCCCGAUUCAUGCCAUAUUUGUUCCUGUAGGGGGUGGUGGCUUAAUAGCUGGUAUUGCAGCCUAUGUAAAAAGGGUCUCACCAGAGGUACGGAUCAUAGGAGUAGAGCCUGCUAAUGCGAAUGCAAUGGCUUUGUCAUUGCACCAUGGCCAACGGGUCAUGCUUGAUCAAGUGGGAGGCUUUGCAGACGGUGUUGCUGUGAAAGAAGUUGGUGUAGAAACUUUUCGCUUAUGCAGGGAGCUAAUCGAUGGAGUAGUUCUUGUCAGUCGCGAUGCUAUCUGCGCAUCCAUAAAAGACAUGUUUGAGGAGAAAAGGAGCAUUCUUGAACCAGCAGGGGCGCUUGCUCUCGCUGGUGCAGAAGCAUAUUGCCGAUAUUAUAACAUCAAGAAUACAAAUGUCGUAGCGAUAACAAGUGGAGCUAACAUGAAUUUUGAUAGACUGAGACUCGUGACAGACCUUGCAAACAUCGGUAGGCAGCAAGAGGCCGUGCUUGCUACUUUCAUGCCAGAGGAACCUGGAAGCAUUAGACGGUUCUGCCAUCUUGUUGGAGGAAUAAGUAUCACAGAAUUCAAGUAUAGAUACGACUCUAACAGAAGCCGAGCUCUAGUUUUAUACAGUGUUGGUGUUCUUACUAGAGAUGAACUCCAAGCCAUAAUGGAGAGAAUGAAGUCAUUUCAUCUUGAAACUAUUGAGUUCACAAACAAUGACAUGGUUAAAGAUCAUUUACGGCAUCUGAUGGGUGGUCGAUCAAAUGUUGAAGAUGAGCUUCUAUGUCGAUUCGUGUUUCCUGAAAGGCGUGGGGCUUUAGUGAGAUUCUUAGAUGUUAUUAGUCCUCGUUGGAAUAUCAGCUUGUUUCAUUAUCGUUCGCAGGGAGAAUCGGGUGCCAAUGUACUAAUUGGGAUUCAAAUUCCAUCAACCGAAUUAAAUGAGUUUCGAAGUUGUGCCAACAAUCUUGGAUACGACUAUGAGAUUGAAACUGACAACCAAGGAUUCCAGCUAUUAAUGCGCUGAUCGAUCGAGCAAUAAUCUUGGUGAUCGAUCAUCGACCAAGACCGCAUGAACUUGUCACGAGUUAAUUUCAAGCUUUUUCUUGUGUGGAGGGGGACAUGCAUGCUUUUACCCUUGAUCGAUACAUGUUAGAUCGAAUCGACAUCUUGAAGAACUACUUCAAUAAACGGGGCCGAAAGGCCUCCUCACUCGUCCUUUUCUUUAUGUCAAAUUCCGGUGUGGAAGGUUCAUUUAAAAUAGAUUAGUAUGAAAUUAAUAUUAAUAAUCUGCCAUCUUAAAAGAUCAUAAACAAGGUCUCAAGUUGUAUUAUUUAAAGUUGACCAAGAACAUAAUUAAAGUCACAAUUGACGAUUUGACGUAGA
Erigeron canadensis is the source of this 2164-nucleotide messenger RNA. Its product is annotated as threonine dehydratase 1 biosynthetic, chloroplastic-like. Bases 21 to 1805 code for a protein of 594 amino acids. The transcript has 9 exons. The record is from RefSeq and is a predicted model, not a curated record. Gene Ontology annotation, biological process: L-threonine catabolic process. Gene Ontology annotation, molecular function: pyridoxal phosphate binding; threonine deaminase activity. Lineage: Eukaryota; Viridiplantae; Streptophyta; Magnoliopsida; Asterales; Asteraceae.